Didymodactylos carnosus is the source of this 416-nucleotide messenger RNA. The record is from the annotation of a GenBank genome assembly. Lineage: Eukaryota; Metazoa; Rotifera; Eurotatoria; Philodinida; Philodinidae.
AUGAAAAUUAUACACAAAAAACGUAAACGUGUUUAUGAGUUACAUCUAAAAUUAGAACAUAUUAAAUAUUUAAUUGAUCAAUAUGAUAAUACUCAUUCAUCUCAAAUGACAGAAGAUGAGGAUGAUGUCGAGGAAGAAGAAGAAGAAGAAGAAGGUGAAGUCGAUGAUGAUGUUAGUGAAAUUUAACAAAAUAUAAACGAAGAUUUGCUUUUUUUUUGUAUCUUUUAAAAUAUAUAAUCGAUUGUUGUUACUAUUAUUAUUGAUUUUUGUUUUUUUUUUUUCAUUUUUUGUAAUAUGAAAUAUUUUCUGUCUCGCUAUCUCUUGUUUGUUUGCGCGCGCAUUGUUAAUUAUUAUUAUUAUUAUUAUUAUUAUUACCUCAUCUCGCCGCUCAUAUACUCUUAUCAUAUUUACAGGUU